Molecule: messenger RNA, 333 nt
Organism: Fusarium pseudograminearum CS3096
Lineage: Eukaryota; Fungi; Ascomycota; Sordariomycetes; Hypocreales; Nectriaceae
Exons: 2
Coding region: 1-333 (110 amino acids)
Source: RefSeq, a predicted model, not a curated record
AUGAAGUUCUCCAUUGCAACCAUCGCAGCUGUCAUCGCAGCUUCGGCUCCCACAGUCAUGGCCGACUCAUGGCAGUGCAACGGCUCCUGGGGCGACGGCGGUCUCAAGCGACUUUCCUUCCUGUUUGAUGGCUAUUGCGAGAACCAAUCUGGCCAGUGCUUCCUCUCUGCCCUACGAGGCAAGGGACUCACUGUGCACAACUGGCAGGCCUGGGAUAGAGGCGAUGGCUGGUGGCAAGUUGACUUUAGCACUACUGCUGGACUCGCCUGGCAGGCCAACAAUGCUAUUGAGCAGGUUACUGGCUCUUGGCGUGGCUGCUGGCCUAACCAGUAA